Thelazia callipaeda (thelaziosis nematode) is the source of this 1638-nucleotide messenger RNA. The record is from the annotation of a GenBank genome assembly. Lineage: Eukaryota; Metazoa; Nematoda; Chromadorea; Rhabditida; Thelaziidae.
AUGGGUACCGAUAAGAGUAUGCUUAAUUAUUCACCUGGAAGAUCUGCUUUUCCACCCUACGCUAUGCAGUGCUUCCGAUUUUGCUGCGCGAUUGUAUUUACCCUCAAAGUUCUUUUCAUUCCAUGCUAUUAUAGUACUGACUUUGAGGUUCAUCGCAACUGGAUGGCCAUUACACAUACACUUCCUUUGCGUUUGUGGUAUUACGAGAAUACUUCGGAGUGGACUCUCGACUAUCCUCCACUUUUCGCCUUUUUUGAAUACUCAUUGUCACAGGUUGCAUCAAAAAUCAUUCUUUCUCCUCCAUUGGUGGUGCAAAAAGAUGCAUAUUUUUCUAGUGAAUUGUUACUUUUCCAGAGACUUUCAGUCAUUGCGAUGGAUAUUAUUUAUGUUUUAUCAUGUUUUUUUCUAAUGAGAAGCCUCUGUGAGGAACGCAGUGGAGAUAAAUGUCUUAAAAAGAAUUCAGUAGCUGCCGGGAUAUUUCUUGUAACCAACGUCUCUCUGAUUCUAAUCGAUAAUAUACAUUUCCAAUACAAUGGUUUUUUGGCAGCAUUUCUGUUACUUUCUUCCACGUGGGUAAUGAGAAAGUCUUUCAUUCUUGUAAGUCCGCUGAUUGAUUUUUUUCAUCGAUAUGAGGGUGCGCUGAUGUACUGCAUAUUGUUAAAUAUGAAGCAUAUUUAUUUAUAUUACGCUCCUGCUUAUGUAUUUUAUUAUAUGGUUAAUUAUUUGCUUCCUUUCAAUAAAUCAUUCAUAAUUCGCUGUGCAAAAUUGACGGCUGUUCUUAUUCUUCCAUUUGCUUUAGCUCUUGGUCCAUUCAUUUACUUUUGUGGUCCUAUCGUUUUGCAACAAAUAUGGAAAAGAUUAUUCCCCUUUGAGCGUGGAUUAACGCACGCAUAUUGGGCGCCAAAUUUGUGGGCACUGUACAACUUUGCUGAUUGGUAUUUUUAUCAAGUUUUGAGACUAGCGAAACGAUUACCUCCAAAAGUUCAUCCACCUAAUUAUACUUCGGGCAUCGUUCAGCAAUUUGCACACUCUAUUCUACCUUGUGUAACGCCGUUUGUAACUUUCUUGGUAACUGGAAUAUUACUUGUUCCCGUAGUAUUUUUCACUCGCAGACGAUGUUUAAGGAAUUUUCCUCUCUUGUUAACGCUGUCUGCAUUCGCUUUUUUUCUUGGUGGAUAUCAUGUUCAUGAAAAAGCUAUUGUUCUCAUCACUAUUCCUUACACUCUUUUGGCUUCCUUAGAUCACCGAUUCCUGCCGUCUUUCAUAGUCCUUUCAGUUAUUGCAAAUGUUUCAUUGUUUCCUCUCUUUUUUACUUCAAUGGAAAGUAUUAUAAAGGUGUCAGUCACUCUUUGUUACAUGUUUUUAUCUGUCGCUAUUAUGCUCUUUCUCUGUCCGAAAAGGAAACUUAGUGCCUUGCAGAGAGCCUUCUUAGUUGGAGUAUCGGUUAUUCAGUUUUACUGCUUAGUUACACAUCAGUGGAUCUUUGGUGACGAUUUGAAGUUCAUGCCUUUAAUGUUAACUUCUUUGUCAACAGCUCUUGGGAUUUUGUGGAUCUAUUUAGAAUUAUUGUGGGUAAUUUUUUUUGAUGGUGUGCAGAGUGCAGAAGGCACUUGCUCUUGUAAAAAAUUGAAAUCAUGA